AUGGCGUCAACGCAGUUAACGGAUGAGGAGCUUUUCUCCGAAUUAAAGCGCUUUGGUUUCACUCCAGGGCCGGUAACCGAAAACACUCGCCCGGUAUAUUUGAAGAAAUUGAAAAAGCUUCGGGAAGAGCAACAGCAGCGGGGCUCCAGGCCGGUUAAAACCCGUAGCAGCGGGGCCAUCAGUAGCAGCACUGGCGGCGGCAACACGGCGGGAUCCAGGCCAGCCAGCCAUGACGUCACGCACCUGAGCUCUAGCAGGAGACCGGGCCGGAAGUCCUCCGUCCUCGGCUUCAGCUCCGACGAGUCUGACGCUGAAACUCCAUUUAAAAGAAAGGGCCUCAACCACAGCGGCAGGGUCGUCCGAAGCCCCGGGUUUCAACAACAACCUAAGAUAAGGCCCGUUACCACACCGAGUGUUGCUAACAAGAGUCAGUAUGGCGCUACGAGUACGCUAAAUAGCAACAAUUCUUCCCCGGGUCCGGACGGACAGAGAAGUGUCUCGCUGGGCUGGGGAGUUCGUGCCAGAUCCAGCCCCGAGGCGGAAGGGAGGGAUUACGACGAAUCGGGGGACGAGGACGAUUGUGAGGGGGAGACGGAGAAGAACUCUCGCUCUUUAAAUGGCUGUGGGGCGCUUCACGUGAACACUAGCAAGCUAGCCGGGGAUUACUCAGACUCAGACGAGGAGGAGGUUGGGGGCCUUGGUGCCGCAGACAGACAGCGGGAUAGGUUGGAGCCUAGACGGAGCCACCCGAAAGCGGCGUUCCCUUCCCACGGAGUCGGCCGAGGGUCUCAGACUGGAGGGGUAGCAAGAGAGAUUAACACGCCUGAGAGUCUAAACAUGGUGGGGAGCCGGAGGGAGGAGCGGGAGGGAGACGAGGUGAAGAGAAGGGAACCGGACUCAUCGGGAGGCUUGCGGAGCCACAACUUUGCCAGGAAGUCCAUCUACGUGUCCCUCGGCGAGAACCACGGAGCAGAGGCCGGCGAAAACAACCACGUCGACGGCGACCACGGAGCCUCCAGAAGCAACAACACUAGUCGAUUCAGCAUCGGAUUGAGACCGCGCUUCUCCAACUACAGCAGCCUGUCCCAGACCUACAGGGGCAACCACUCCAACCACGUCGCUGCCAGCAACCCGUACAGCCAGGCGGUGCUGAAGCAGAAGCUGUCUGUUCCGGAGGAUGAGCUGCUCCAGCAGUUCAAACGGGAAGAGGUGGCCUCCUCCGGCAGCUUCAGCGCUCACUACCUGUCCAUGUUCCUGCUCACUGCAGCCUGCCUCUUUUUUCUGCUGCUGGGCCUCAUGUACCUCAGGAUGAGGGGCUCUGGAUCCUCUGAGGUGGAUGGAGUCAUUAAGAGCCAUCCAUUUGGCAGCGAGUUUGACACUUCUUAUGAAAAGGAGGUGAAGGACGUGAUCCUAAACCUGCUGCUUAAUCUACAUGAUCACCUGGCCCACAUCGCUGGCCAGCAUGACUGUGGAGACCAGCAGCAUCCAAACAGGAGUCUGUCUAUGGAAGAGGCAUCUGCGUAUUUACUGGCUCAGAAUGAGGAGUUUGGUAACUUCACUCAUACUUCUCUGGAGUGGAUCAUCCGGACAAGCCAGGAUGUUGGGAUAAGGUUGAUUGGCCAGGUAGCAGAGGAUCCAGUGACUGAUGUGUCUGAGAUCUCUCGGCUGGAGUCCACUCAUCCCAAGAUGCCCUUCACGUGCCGCUUCCGCCGAGCCUUCCUCACCGUCAUCAGCAGAGUCUUUCUCAUCGCAGUUGUGGUAGGCUGUGUGUGGAGUGUGGUCUGCUACAUGAAGUAUCGCUGGAGGAGAGAGGAGGAGGAGACCAGGCAGAUGUACGAUAUGGUGGAAAGGAUCAUCGAUGUGUUGAGGAGCCACAGUGAGGCCUGCCAAGAGAACCAGGACCUGCAGCCCUACUUGCCCAUCCCCCACGUCAGAGACUCCCUUGUUCAGCCUCAGGACCGGAAGAAAAUGAAGAAGAUCUGGGAGCGGGCUGAGAGCUUCCUCUCAGCCAACGAGUCCAGGAUUCGAACAGAGACUCAGAGGAUUGGUGGGGCGGACUUCCUGGUCUGGAGGUGGAUCCAGCCGUCUCUCAGUUGUGACAAGACCUCCUUGAUGCCCUCCAAAGUUUGGCAGGGAAAAGCUUUCCCUCUGGACCGGAGGAAUUCACCUCCCAACAGCCUGACUCCAUGCCUGAAGAUCAGAAACAUGUUUGACCCAGUCAUGGAGGUGGGGGAGAACUGGGAUCUAGCCAUCCACGAGGCCAUCCUAGAGAAGUGCAGCGACAACGACGGCAUCGUCCACAUCGCCGUCGACAAGAACUCACGAGAG
Molecule: messenger RNA, 2328 nt
Organism: Micropterus salmoides (largemouth bass)
Lineage: Eukaryota; Metazoa; Chordata; Actinopteri; Centrarchiformes; Centrarchidae
Product: inner nuclear membrane protein Man1-like
Biological process (GO): negative regulation of BMP signaling pathway; nuclear envelope organization
Cellular component (GO): nuclear inner membrane
Molecular function (GO): chromatin DNA binding
Source: RefSeq, a predicted model, not a curated record